Arachis ipaensis is the source of this 900-nucleotide messenger RNA. The record is from RefSeq and is a predicted model, not a curated record. NCBI's taxonomy places the organism in Eukaryota, Viridiplantae, Streptophyta, Magnoliopsida, Fabales, Fabaceae.
UAAUGAUCCAUCCAUAGAAAUCCAAGGCAACAAGAGAAGCUUCCAAUUCCAAGUUCAUUCAUCAAACCAACCACAUCUUAACACAUCAAGGGUUGCUUGCUUCACAUGCCCUCAAAUUCAAUCCCUUGAAAGUAUUAUAAGGAGAGAAUGCAAGACCCAACAAUAUUUCAACCCAUCAAACCCCAAUUUCCUGAACAAGAACAACUUAAAUGCCCACGUUGCGACUCAACAAACACCAAAUUCUGCUACUACAACAACUACAAUCUCUCACAGCCACGCCAUUUUUGUAAGAAUUGCAGAAGGUAUUGGACCAAAGGAGGUGCUCUUAGGAACAUCCCAGUUGGUGGUGGAAGCAGGAAGAACACAAAAAAAUCAUCCACCAACAACUCCUCCUCCAAACGCCUUACAUCAUCAUCUGCACCAUCAUCAUCAUCAGUAUCCCCUUCACCAUCCGUUUCCACUCCAGCACAGGCUGCUUCAUCCGCUCCUGAAUCCGACUCGGCCCAGGCCUACGCCGCCCAGCCUACUGUGGCUGAUCAAGGCCCAGGCUUAAGCUUCAGUUCCCUAUUGGCAACUAGCCAUUUGGGGAGCCUAUUGGAGGGUCUGAAUUCAAAUGGAUCAAGUCUUAAAAUGGUGCAAAUGAAUGAAUUCGGAGUGAAUGUGAAUUCGACCGGUUCUGUUGAGCCGCCUGUGAGCUCGAAUUCUAGUAGAAAUCCAGGGUUGGAUGUUCAGAGUAAUGGCAAUAAUGCAGAGAGCUUUCUGAGUAUGCAUAAUGGUGAUUCAAGCUGUUGGAAUAAUGGUAGCAAUGGAUGGUCUAAUCUUGCAAUAUUUACACCAGGAUCAAGCUUUCAGUAGAAGCAGCAGAUUCACCAAAACUGAUGAAAUUGAUGAACCUUCUUA